Dromiciops gliroides (monito del monte) is the source of this 1298-nucleotide messenger RNA. It is a transcript of the gene TAF11, whose product is annotated as TATA-box binding protein associated factor 11. The record is from RefSeq and is a predicted model, not a curated record. NCBI's taxonomy places the organism in Eukaryota, Metazoa, Chordata, Mammalia, Microbiotheria, Microbiotheriidae. Bases 107 to 748 code for a protein of 213 amino acids. The transcript is spliced from 5 exons. Gene Ontology annotation, biological process: transcription initiation at RNA polymerase II promoter; RNA polymerase II preinitiation complex assembly. Gene Ontology annotation, cellular component: transcription factor TFIID complex; nucleus. Gene Ontology annotation, molecular function: protein heterodimerization activity; transcription coactivator activity.
GCUGCGCGACUGCAAGAAGUCUUCUUUUGCGCCGGCUCGGGUCCGGCGGCUUUCUCCUGGACAGGUGGAAGGGCUCCACGCUUUCCUCCGUCUCCGCGGGGCCACGAUGGACGAGUCCGAUGAAGAAUCGUCCCCGGAAAAGGCCGGAGAGGGCUCUGCGUCAGACCAGGUGCUUGUGGUUGCCGCUGCAGCCACCCCUGAGCCUGUCUCGGGAGCUGCCCAGCCCCACGACGCGACCCCGGAGGAGACGGACGGGGACUUCACGGAGGCUACGGCCGAAGACGCUGAGCUCAAGGAAGCAUCAGAUUUAACAGGAACUGGAAGGGAGGACCCAUCAUUACUUCUUCCUGCAGCCAAGAAGAUGAAGAUAGAAAUUAAAGAGAGGAAAGAGAAAAAGCAAAAAGUAGCUGAAGAUGAAAUUCAGAAGAUGCAAAUCCUGGUUUCUUCCUUUUCAGAAGAACAGCUAAACCGUUACGAAAUGUACCGUCGAUCCGCAUUCCCUAAAGCUGCUAUUAAACGGCUGAUCCAGUCUAUUACUGGCACCUCGGUAUCUCAGAAUGUCGUCAUUGCUAUGUCAGGCAUUUCUAAGGUAUUCGUCGGGGAAGUGGUAGAAGAAGCUUUGGAUGUGUGUGAGAAAUGGGGAGAGCUGCCACCACUACAGCCUAAACACAUGCGGGAAGCUAUUCGAAGGCUAAAAUCAAGGGGGCAGAUUCCUAAUUCCAAGCACAAAAAGAUCAUCUUUCACUAGGUCUAGGCGUUUCCUAAGCUGUACUACUGAAAAUGGAAGGACCGACUUCCACAAAUCCUCCGACUGAGGCACUGUGUACUGUUGCUCAGAUGUCCCGGUUCUUUAGGGAAACCAUGACUCAACAUCUGCCCCCAAAUCUUCAAACUCAGAGUUACCUGGUAGAGUAGUGCAGCCACUUUCUGCUGUUUCCUAUCCAUGUGGGACCUUCUAGUUCAGGUUGUGACUGGUGAUAACUCUUACUUGGCUAACUGAAAAGGGGAAGUGUCCUUAUAUAUAGACCCCCUGUACAAAGCAAGAGUGCUACUUUCAAAUGGGUAAAACUCUUCUAAGGAUCAAUCACCUUGAUUAAUCUCAAGAAUACCUUAUUUUGCAAGUUUCUCACUGGAAUCCUAAAUUGCUACCGCCUGGGUUUCUUGUCUGGUUCGAAGAUGGUAACAGGCCAGAAAUUUCUAAUGUGUAAAAUGUGACCGUUCAGUUUACAAUGUUAGCUAAUGUGGAAUUACAGAAUCGUUUUAUUCCCCUGUACAAAUUAAACAUUAUCAUGUGGUUU